AUUUCCUGCCAACCGUAGAAUCGGGGUUUACUUUUCGAUCAGAUAACGCCUUAUCUGACGUUUGCGCCGACUUUGAAGAGCAAUGCUAACGCUAGAUCAGCCUCUGAGUAACUUUGUGUAUGUCUCAAGAGCGUUGUCCAAAACAGGAUAUUUUGGUUUAGAUUGCGGAACUAACUUGUCAAACCAAGGUGGCUGCUGAGAAGAAAAUGUUUUCUGUGUGAAGAAUUGGGCAUAGUGCCUUUGUACAUUUUGUUUAUUUACAAGUUUAUUCGUGGGGAUAAAAUGGAGAAUAAUGUCAAGUUUACAAGAUUCUUAUCAGAAGAAAGCAAUUGUUCCACCCUUUCGUCAGAUUCCUGUGAGUAUUAUCAUAUGGAGAUAUUUGACCUGCUGCCAAGUAACCAGGUGGUCCGGCCUGAGCAGAGCAGGCAGGAUGCUUCAGAGCACAUGUCCAAAGGACCUCGAGACAUUUCUUCUCAGCCACUAAGGAAUCUUACCAUAUGCAUUCAAGGAAAAAGACAUGCCAGGAACAGAAGAAAUAUGCAAACCAGCAACAUUGGUUUCUGGGAGUCUUGGAGGCAGAGCCAGACCACCAACAACAAGAGAGUGUGGUCUAAGUUGGGAGAAGCUAUUUCAAGACCAGUACCAUGGAAGCACACGCUACAUGUCAUUGAAGGACGGUUUGGCGUGGGCGUAAAUGCCUAUUUUGUAUUCCUCAGAUACCUGGUAUACUUGAAUCUUGUCAACUCUGCUGUCAUAUGUGCUUUUAUUCUGGGGCCUACAGCAUUUUAUGGUAGAGGCAACACAACUGAUGCAUUAAAGUUUGGAGGCAAUGACUCAGUUCUGGAUUUCUUUCUUGGCUCGGGCUACCUGGAUCGUUCUCCAGUCUUCUAUGGUUUCUAUACACGUGGUUCACUCAGUUAUUCUUGCCUGAAUACUCCACUGCUGUACCUCAUUGGAAUCCUUGCUAUCCUCCUCCUCAGUGUCAUUGUGGAGAUCCGUAGAACAACCAUUGGCUACAAGCACAAAUGGAUGCUGGGAAAGCGUUCCAGGAUGAAUGUGAGCUACAAGAUCUUUUGCGGCUGGGAUUUCACCAUCAAGGAUGCUGAUACAGCCACGCUCAACCGUAGCUUCCUGAGGAAUGACCUCAAGCUAUACUUGGAAGAACAGCGUUUCUCCCUGUAUGCAGCAAGAAGGACAUUGUUGCAGCGGAUGCGUCUCUACCUGCUCCGGAUCAUCCUCAACCUCUUUGUUCUGUCUCAACUGGGUGGAGCAUUCUACCUUCUCUACUUUGCAAGUGAAACAUCACAGUCUAUUGGAAAGAGCAACCACUACUGGUUAGUCAGACUCCUUCUCCAGUACCUCCCGCCGAUCACCAUCACCUUUGUUAACCUUGUCCUCCCGCCCAUCUUCCGAAAAAUUUCAUUUUUUGAGGACUAUUCUUUCACCAUGCAGGUUAAUAUCACAUUGGUGAGGAGCAUCUUUUUGAAGCUUGCCUCAUUGGGGAUUUACUUAUUUUUUGUCUACACAACAACACAUGAGCAAUGCACAGAGAACCAAUUUGGAAGCGAGAUGUACAAACUCUGCAUCUUUAACUUCCUUGCCACUUUCUGCACUGCCUUCCUCGUCAAUUAUCCCAGGAAGCUGAUCCAAGAGAAGUUCCACUCAUCAUUACUGGGCCGGUUAUCAGGGAAGCAACAUUUCUUGGUCCCCAUCAAUGUGCUAGAUCUGGUCUACGUUCAAACGGUGUCUUGGGUGGGUGUCUACUUCUGCCCUCUGCUGCCUUUGAUAGGAACUGUCACGCUGAUACUGACAUUCUACAUCAAGAAGUUCACAGUCUUGCGGUGCUGUGCGGCGGAACGGAGGAUGUUUCGAGCCUCCAACUCCUCAGUUUUAUUCCACUUCAUGUUGCUGCUCGGUCUUGUCAUGGCUGCCACCACGCUGGGCUUCACCCUCUUCCAGCAACAACCCACAGUGGACACAAACAUAUUCUCACAGCAUUCCCCCUGUGGCCCAUUUGGAAAUGGAUCAAGUAUGGUUAGUGUGGUAGGAGUGUGUGUGGAAAGUCUUCCAAACGUGGCAAAAACCAUUAUCCGCUACCUGACCUCUGAGGCUUUUGCACUGCCACUCUUAUUUGCUGAGAUAAUGAUCUUAACCUCCUAUCUGUCACAAAGAAGAGCCAAUCGAAAGACUAUCGAGAGACUUAAAGAUAUGCUGGUUAUGAGCAGUUCAGAUAAGCGUUUCCUGGUGAAAAAGCAUGCGACAAUGCUGCGACAUAAAAGCAGGCUCUCUCUACAUGCUAAGAGAACACCCUCUCAACCUACAUGAACAGGAGGACCAUUAGCCUGUCUUCCACUCAAACAAAAACAUUUCACUUAACCACACCGCAUUUGAGUAUUAUGUAAUAAUCUCUAUUUGUUCUUGUUCUUUCUCAAUUCAAUGUAAAAACCAAUGUAAUAGCCUUAUUAUUUUUGUUUUAUUAUUAUUACUCCUACUACUGUUAUUAUUAUUAUUAUUGUUAUUAUGUUAUUAUUAUUGUUAUUAUGGCUUUACUGUGCUAAUAUUAUUAUUGUUAUUAUGGCUUUACUGUACUAAUUGUGCUUCUAAUUUCUUUUUACAUGCAUUCAUUGGAUCGAAACACUUUCAUUUGUUGUGCUUUGUAAGACGUAUGAACAUUCAAAGUAGUGAUCAUUAAAGCCACGCAUGAAGCCAAA
Molecule: messenger RNA, 2711 nt
Organism: Syngnathus acus (greater pipefish)
Lineage: Eukaryota; Metazoa; Chordata; Actinopteri; Syngnathiformes; Syngnathidae
Gene: tmc8
Product: transmembrane channel-like 8
Exons: 16
Coding region: 283-2325 (680 amino acids)
Cellular component (GO): plasma membrane
Molecular function (GO): mechanosensitive monoatomic ion channel activity
Source: RefSeq, a predicted model, not a curated record